AUGGCACCCGAGGCCCCCAAGGGCAUGGUCGACCUUCUCCCCGCCCAGAAGAAGAAGGGAGCGAAGAACGCCGCGCCCGCCAAUGGCGCAUCGCCCAUUCCCAACUGGCCCCCGGAGGCCCUGAGGGAGCAGGGCAACGAGCUGUUCCGCAGGGGCGACUACGGCGCCGCCGCCGCUCGCUACGCCGAGGCGCUCAAGGUCAAGGCCGACGACGCGAUGACCCUCGCCAACCGCGCCGAGUGCUACCUCCGCGUCCGCCAGUUCCACCUCGCCCUCGUCGACGCCGACGCCGCGCUCGCGGCCGAUCCGUCGCACCACAAGGCUCUGUACAAGCGCGCCAUGGCGCUCAACGGCCUCGGGCGGUACCCCGACGCCAUCAAAACCCUCAAGCAGCUCCUGGACAAGGAACCCGAGGAUCCCGCCGCCCUCAACGCCCUCGCCGAGUGCGAGCUCCUCCAGUCCCAGGCGUUCGCGGGUGAUUACCACAUGCCCUCGCUCCUGUUCGGCCGAUCGGCGACGUCGUUUCGCCGGUGCGCCGACUACGUCGGACCGGUCAAGAUCGUCGGGGACCGCCCGUUCGGCCGCGGCGUCGUCACCACGCGCGCCAUGCGCGCCGGCGAGCUCAUCUGCGUCGCGUCGCCCCUGGCGGUGGCGCCGCUCACCGCGGGCGCCGAGGCUGCGCUCAUGGGCGGCCUCGUCGGCGCGGCGUCGCGUAACCCGCAGGACCUGUCCGUGAUCCUCGCGCUCCCGUCCGGCGCGAACGACGACGCAGAUGCCGGCAAAGUUCCGCCCAUAGACGUGGCCAAGUUCCGGAGGCACCUGAGCAAGGGCGACGAGGUUCUCCCCGAGCUCCCGCCGCAGGAGGUUUUCGCGAGGCUCGCGGCGAACGUCGUCAAGACAUCCGCCGUUCGCAACGCCAACUCCGUGGGCGUCUACCCGUUCCCCUCCUUUCUCAACCACAGCUGCGCGCCCAACGCGUGCAAGCUGAUGGUGGGACACACCAUGUUCAUCCGCGCGGCGCGUGACCUCGUCGCGGGCGAGGAGGUGUUCAUGAAGUACUUUGACGUCACGAUGCCCAAGCCGGAGCGCUCGGCGGUGGCCAAGCGUUGGGGGUUCGAAUGCGCGUGCCCCCGGUGCAAGCUCGAGGCUGUGGGCGAGGACGAGGCCGCCGCGGCCACCGAGAGGGCGUCCAAGCAGGCGAAAGCCGCGAAGGACGCCGCCGUCGCGGACCCCGCGAACAAGAAAAAGGGUGGGGACAAGGACGGCGAGAAGGCGGCUGCGAGAGCCGCCGCGGAGUCGCUCGGCGCGGAGGACACCGGGUCCGUGGCCAUGCUAAUCGCGCAGCUCCGCGCCAAGGCGAAGGAGCUCCACGGCGACAUCUCCCGCCAGAUGGCCGAGUACAAGCGAACCAAGGGCAAGUCCGCGGCGCCGGAUCCCAACCACCUGGUGGAGCUCACGGUCUGGUUCGAGGCCCAGAUGGACGCGCUCGGCCUGAGCGAGACGCAGAAGGCGUGGGCGAGGACCUCGGUCAUCCAGGUGUACUCGAACGUUCAGCUGUGCCUGAACGCGGCGGGGCAGCUGGAGGCCCGCGCGGAGAUGCUGGGAAAGGUGGCGGCCACGCUGAACGCCACGGACCCGUGCAGCUACGACCACGUGAAGCAGACGGCGAUCAAGGUUAUCCACCAGAGGGUCGCCGCGGGUGGCGCCGGGAAGGACAAGAUCAUCGCGGCGGCGGAGGCUGAGGCGGCGGCGGUGCACUCUCUGAGGUACGGGUGCGGCGGCGGGAGUGACGAGGAGGAGAAGGAGCUCAUGGCCGAGAUGAUCAAGAUCACCGGCCACGCCGUGGAGGAGGGUGCCCAGGAGUUCUGCGAGGCGUGAGCGGGCGGGUACCGCCGAGUGUUUUAGUCUUGUCUUAAUUUUUGUACUCUCGCUUCCCGAACC
Molecule: messenger RNA, 1941 nt
Organism: Micromonas commoda
Lineage: Eukaryota; Viridiplantae; Chlorophyta; Mamiellophyceae; Mamiellales; Mamiellaceae
Exons: 1
Coding region: 1-1878 (625 amino acids)
Molecular function (GO): protein binding
Source: RefSeq, a predicted model, not a curated record